This is a messenger RNA of Ectocarpus sp. CCAP 1310/34, 339 nucleotides long. The record is from the annotation of a GenBank genome assembly. NCBI's taxonomy places the organism in Eukaryota, Phaeophyceae, Ectocarpales, Ectocarpaceae.
CCAGAUUUUGUCGGGGUCGAAGCGAUGACUGCCUUGUCCGCCCGGUUCAACGGGGUUCGAGACAUGACCGCUGCCAUCAUGUCCAAGUUCGACGCGGACAUGGCUGCGUGCAGGGACCGGACGGCAGACGGCUGCAACGGCACGGGGCCAGCAAAACAGGGCAGCAGCACCGACAGCGACACCGACACCGACACCGACACCGGCAGCGAUGGCGCCAUCACUGACAUGGACGUCGCCGAGGACGACAAGUCCAUCGGUGGCGACACCGUUGCUGAGGAAGCCGAGUCCGUCCAACCGAUCGACGACGGCAACGACCCACCGAAGCUGGUGGAGCCGUAA